Molecule: messenger RNA, 4058 nt
Organism: Rhineura floridana
Lineage: Eukaryota; Metazoa; Chordata; Lepidosauria; Squamata; Rhineuridae
Gene: SOWAHC
Product: sosondowah ankyrin repeat domain family member C
Exons: 1
Coding region: 460-2187 (575 amino acids)
Molecular function (GO): protein binding
Source: RefSeq, a predicted model, not a curated record
ACUGGCGAGGUAAAAAGCGCUGGGCGCGGCUGGCUUUCCUCCCCGCCCAGAAGGGGUGGAGCCAGAAAUGGUCGGACGGGGAGAUUAAUUAAUAGCCCGCCUCGAGGGUGACCCCGCUCCGCCUUCUCCGCUACCAAAUUUAAAUUGGGCUGACAGGCGCCUCCUUUCCUCUCCUCUGGUAGCGUCACGUGAGAAAGGAGGAGACCAGCGCCUUUGGGGGGUACAAUGACGGAGACACGACGCGGCUGUGAUUUGAGUCUGACGAUGCCGCCAGGAGAGCCGUAAGGCGGCGACAGAGAAGGAGGAGGAGGAUGUUAGUGGCGAUGCUAUGGAAGAACAGGAGAUGAAGGAGCCGGGAGAGGAGGAGGAUCCCGACCUGACGGCUGCUUCUGGCAGUGGACGGCAGCACCCAGAAGGAGGAGGAGGAGGAGGAGGAGGAAUCUUUUCCGUUGGGCUCAGAUGGCUGCGUCGGUGGAGCUGAACCAGGACGCGGUCCUGCAGUUCUUGGCGGAGCGGGACGGCCGGGCGCGCAACGCCGACCUGUUGGACCACUUUCGAGGCUUCCUCAACUCCCCAGAGCCCCAGCGCCGCGCCCAGGCCCGAGAGUGCUUCAAGGAGCUGGUCAACGCCGUGGCCACAGUGCGGCAAGAGCCCGGCUCUGGCGCCAAAUAUGUGCAAUUGCGCAAGAAAUAUCGGAACGCGUUGGGCAGUAGCUGCGACACUCGACCCAAGGCAGAAGGAGCAAAGCAGGCAGCGGCCUCUGCUGCUGCAACCGACCCUCCAGCUGCCACCGAGCUGGCGGUGGAGACCACUCCGUGCCUCCAGCCUGAUCCUGAAGGUCGAGACAACGGCAGCAGCAACAGGCGGGAUGGGGAUUCUCCUCCUGAGGUGGGAAACCCCUUGGAGAAAGAGGCAAAGGAGAGUGUCUCGGCAGACACUCCUGCCCGCUUAGGAGACACUCAGUCCGAUGAAAGUAUAGCCUUGCCCCCCUCACACCGGCAGCCUGAGAAGCCCCCGCCCAGUGGUAGUGAGAUAUCUCAGCCAAGCCCGGAGACCCCUGGAGAAGAAGGGGCGGAUGGAGGAGGGCUGGCUGAGAAAAGCAGCUCCCGGGGUACGGCGGGGCUGCCUAUGCAUGAGGGAGUAGAAGGGGUCGAGGCUGAAGAGGAGCCCGGCGGGGGCAGCGGCGAGCUCCAGCCCGAGGACUCGCCGCCCUGUGCUAGCCCCGCCACUGCCUUAGGCGUCGUCCAGGCGGCCUCCAACAGUCCUAGGUGCGGGCGCAAGAACUUCCGGGAGCGGAUGGUGGGCAGCUCCCCUCAGCUGAAGCGCAGCGGCUUGUUCCCGCGCGGUGGUAGCGGCAGCAGCCGCGGCGGAGGGGACUCGGAUAGUGCUUCGCUGGCCUCUUCUUCGGCCGAGGACGAGAGCGGCAGCGGGACCGGCUCGGUGGCCCUGGACCCGCUGGAACACGCGUGGAUGCUGUGCGCCUCGGACGGGCGCUGGGAGACCCUGGAGGGGCUGCUGAGCUGCGAGCCGGCACUGAUUUGCAAACGGGACUUCAUCACGGGCUUCACUUGCCUGCACUGGGCCGCCAAGCACGGGCGCCACGAGCUGCUGGCCAUGCUGGUUAACUUCGCCCACCGGCACCGCCUGCCCGUCGACGUCAACGCACGCACCAGCGGCGGCUACACGGCGCUGCACCUGGCCGCCAUGCAUGGGCACCUGGAGGUGGUCAAGCUGCUGGUGGGCGCCUACGACGCCGACGUGGAUAUUCGCGACUACAGCGGCCGCAAAGCCUCGCACUACCUGGGCCGUGGCACUGCCGAAGAGGUGCGCAGCCUCGUCGGGGCCCUGCAGGACGACGCCGACAGCGGGGCGCCCAACGGCAGCGGCCGCUGGAGAUUUUCCAAGGUGCUCACCUCCAACCUCAUAACCUAUAAGCUCUCGCACCUCCACCACGGGGACGAAGGGGAGUCGGGAGAGGGGUCGGGAAUGCCUGGCAAGGGCAAAGAACUCAGCAGGAAAACCUCCGGUAGCGGGAGGAUAAAACCGCGGUUCAACAAAAUCCGCUUCCGUACCCAGAUCAUCCAUACAACUCCUUCUUUUUGUGGGGAUGCAGAGGAAGAAGGUCAAGAAGAAAGGUCUUUCAAAGCUUCGUUCAAACUCAGACCUAAAUCCAAUGUGUUUGGGUAGAAUAAGAAUUAUUUCUUACACCUGAAUACAGCAAGGUGGAUUACUGCUCUAAUGAUUAGAGUUUCAUAUCACUACCUUUGCCUCGAUGGGGCUGUUUAAGGAUAUAUCUACCUGGGGCAAUGCCUUUAAUUGCUUGACAAGCACAGGGCUAAAUAGGAUAAAUAUUCUGAAUAGGACGCUUGAGAGAGUAAACAUUUUCCAAGGCUAUAAAUACAGCUGUGGUUGCAGUUGAAGUUCUAAUAACUCACCAAACUAAUUGGCUCUGCUGUUUUGCUUUAAAAUUUGAGUUUUUCUUUGUUUACUUGGAUCAGAUUUAAUGUCUGAUUAUCCCAUAUAUAUUGGUACAAUUCUAACUGGUACAACUGCUGUUUCUGGAGGCUUUUUAUAGCCCAGUUCUCACUGAACUGAGAUGCAAAUGUCUGGGCUGUACCAUUUUAGGCUAUAUGUUGCUCCUCCAUAAAAUAAAAUUCACUGCACAUAGAAAACUACCAUGUGUGAGAGGAAGCCAGACUUUAACACUUCUCUCUGCCAGCCUGUUUUGUCUGUGGAAGGAUUUCACUUUUAAUUUUUAUUUUGUAUGGAAGAUUUUUAAUCUUGUGAGCCGUGGCUGAAAUGGUAUUACACAGCUUUAUCCCACAAUGAGAAUCUGGGCUAUAAGGGCCAGACUAGAGAUUCUUAGCAAAUGUUUCAUCAUAGCCACAUUUCACAGAGAAAAAAUGCACCUGUGGGUGGCAUUCAUAGAGGAGGCUAAGUGAGUAGGUAGAAAUGUGGUUAAGCUUGCCCCUGCCUCCCAAUUCUCCCUUGAAAAUGCCAAUGUUCCAAGGUUUCCUCCAGCCAGAGACAAUUUCAGAGCCUAAAUGGAAUGGUUUUUUUUUUUUAACUUUUUAGAAAGGGAUAUUUUGCAGGGAAUAAUUGGUGGUUAGGGGUAAAGGAAACACAGCCUGAAAACUCUUGUAUUGCCCUCAUAACUAGGUUAGCCUUUACACUAAGGGACAUGUGUUUAAGAAUACAUUGUUUUUGAAGACAUACUCUUACCUGUCUCAUGACAACUACAGUAUAGGUUGAGUUUAACUGAGAACCACUAAAGUGGGUGGAUGUGCUAUUAAUUUUAGAGGAUUACUGAAUGUGCCUAAAGGUUUUCUAAAGGCACGCCUUUUUCUUUUAAUACUUUUGAACAUGUUUUGAACAUGCUUUGCCUAUUGAAUACAAUGCCUUGGAAGGCUUAACAGUGCAUGAAGUGAGCUUGAAUUUGUGAGAUAGGCUCACAAAAAAUGAUUUGUGUGUCAGUGAGACUUUCCUUUCGUCAGCUCUGGAAAGGGAUUUUUUUAUUCUUUCCACUGGGAGACUGCUGUAUGUAAGGUUUUCAAAACAAAAUCUUCAGAAGCAAUCUUGCAUGUUAGCUCCAACAUGUAUCUAAUAGUUGCAUGCACAGAACGCAGCUCAUGCUGCUGAUCUUUCUCUUUGUUUCCUCCCCCUCUACAGUGCCUGCACACACACACACUUAAAAAAGCCUCUCCCUCCUGAUUUCAGGUGAUUUCCCUCUCCUGCUGUAGCCUGUACAACAUGGUCCACGCUGUUUAGGAGGACUCCCCCAUUCCCUGGAGAGAUUUUUCAAGGGUUAAAGGGGGGAAGAGAAGGAAAGGGGGAGAUUGGUUGUGUGAGCUGCCUUCCACUUGCACUGUCAGUGGAUACAGCCCAAUGACUCUGAACGUCUGUCAUUUGGGCUUAUCUUGAAGAUUAGUGCUAGUGCAUUUUAACCAUUAAUUUGUUUAAUGCAGAGUUGAUUUUAUUCAGAAGGUGUGGGCAGAAGAUAUUCAUAGAACUGUAACAAAACUUUCCAUGUAAUAUUCUCAUUAAAUGGAUUUCCCAGC